GGCGCAGGGGGGCCGAACCACUGCCUGUCAGAGGUGGAGAUAUAAACCAUGUGUGGGCUAUGGUGGCGCGGCUCGCUCAGGCUCUGCCGAGCUGCUUUGACGUGCUGUCCCGGAAGGCCCGCGUUUGCUUCCCGCCGCUGGCUCAGCAUGAAGCGCUAUGGCAUCGAAGAGAGGGGGCGGCCCAACACGGUCGAGUACCGGCUCUACUUCAAGAAUGAGGAAGGAAAAUUCAUAUCACCGUUUCAUGACAUCCCUCUGUAUGCGUUAAGUCAAGAGGACAGUGACGUGCCUGCAAAAAAAUCCAAGACUAAUUGGAAUAAGAAUGUAUUUAAUAUGGUGGUAGAAGUUCCCCGCUGGACAAAUGCUAAAAUGGAGAUUGCAACAAAGGAGCCUCUAAAUCCUAUUAAACAAGAUGUAAAGAAAGGCAAGCUUCGAUAUGUGGCAAAUGUAUUCCCUCAUAAAGGAUACAUAUGGAAUUACGGCGCCCUUCCUCAGACCUGGGAAGAUCCUAAACACAGAGAUAAUGAUACGAAUUGCUGUGGAGAUAACGAUCCCAUCGAUGUCUGUGAAAUUGGCUCAAAGGUUUGCUCAAGAGGAGAUGUAAUUCAGGUAAAAGCUCUGGGAGUGCUGGCUUUAAUAGAUGAAGGAGAAAUGGACUGGAAGAUAAUUGCAAUUAACAUUGAUGACCCAGAAGCUGAUAAAUUUAAUGACAUUGGAGAUGUGAGAAAAUAUAAGCCUGGCUAUCUUGAGGCUACUGUUGACUGGCUCAGGUCCUAUAAAGUCCCUGAUGGGAAACCUGAAAACCAAUUUGGUUUUAAUGGGGAGUUUAAAGACCAGACAUUUGCUGUUGAUGUGAUCAAAACUACCCACAACUACUGGAAAGAUAUGGUUCAUAAAAAAUCAGACCAAGGAGAGAUAGAAUGUAAAAACGUAAUGGUUAGUGAAAGUCCUUUUUGUUGUAGUAAAGAGGAAGCUACUUCAAUUGUCCAAUCUGCCCCAUCAGCAGGUAAUGCUAAUCCUGUACCAGCAGAAGUUAAUAUAUGGCACUUCCUGAAAAAAUGACUUUUCUGAAGUGAUUUUUCUGAAGUGGACACAAGAAGCUAUUUGUUUUAUUUUAAUAUCAUGUCAUGACAUUUUCUAAAUGACAUCUGUGUAAAUAAAACACACUUUCUUUUGUUUAUAA
Spea bombifrons (plains spadefoot toad) is the source of this 1183-nucleotide messenger RNA. RefSeq names its product inorganic pyrophosphatase 2 (gene PPA2). The record is from RefSeq and is a predicted model, not a curated record. Gene Ontology annotation, biological process: phosphate-containing compound metabolic process. Gene Ontology annotation, cellular component: cytoplasm. The transcript has 12 exons. Lineage: Eukaryota; Metazoa; Chordata; Amphibia; Anura; Pelobatidae. Gene Ontology annotation, molecular function: inorganic diphosphate phosphatase activity; magnesium ion binding. Bases 49 to 1062 code for a protein of 337 amino acids.